Apis dorsata (giant honeybee) is the source of this 1238-nucleotide messenger RNA. RefSeq lists its product as uncharacterized. The coding region runs from base 459 to 863 and encodes 134 amino acids. NCBI's taxonomy places the organism in Eukaryota, Metazoa, Arthropoda, Insecta, Hymenoptera, Apidae. The record is from RefSeq and is a predicted model, not a curated record. The transcript is spliced from 3 exons.
AAGUCUCUUCAUUCUAUACGAGGCGACAGUCUAUGUAUACGGUCAGUAGUAUCGCGGGUUUGGUACACAACUAUCACUGAACGAAGAACGAGAGAUAGCACGCGUGUAUUUUAUUACAAUUAAAAAUCGGCAAACUCUAGCAAACGCGAAUAAAAUCGCUUCACGAGAACGACCAGCGUUAUAUCGAGCAACCAUAGCCGCGAACCAUAACCACAUCCUUUGCUAUCUAGUAGUUUGAAUCAAGAAUCAGUGCGCGGGUCUAUCCCGCGUCGAAGUUCGUCUCUCGGAAGAUUAUUGCCUAAUUCGAGAAUAACAGAGGUUUCUAUAAAUUGAAAUUGGAAGGAAAAAGGAUCUAUCAACAGAGAAGAAAUUUGAUACCAUCUUCGUUCGUCUUCUCGAGCGAUAGCUUUCACGUGCUUCGUUUUUUGGAAAGAAGAAUUGAUUAUCUACACAACAGGAUGAAGCUAGUACUUUUAGUGACUUUGCUGGCGGUUCUAUACACCGUCCAAUAUUCCAAUAGUGCGGCAGUUAGAUCGGAGGAAUUUGCCGAACAAUUACGCAGGAUUGUUCACGAAAUGCAUCCCGAUAACCUGAGAACGCAAAGAGCAACCGAAAGCGGAAAUGACGAUCGUCCGAAACGGAAUUGUUAUGAUACACCCUGCGGAUGGAAUACGUACAAUCCUGUCACUCGGCGAAGCACGAUUUUCAUGCCGAAUACAUGCAAGUGUCCUGAUGAAACGUAUAAGUGUGUACGCACUGGAGAAAAUGUAUCUAUGAGUGCAUACGUAUAUCACUGCCGUCAAAAUACGACAGCGGAUGACAUCGAAGGCGAGACAGCCGAAGAUAUGGAUUAUCUUAGUUAAGAAACAUGAUAAACAAACAUACCUGAAUGACAAACAUCUUCUCAAACAACCGUGGUCAUGGUGGCAUCACCGUCCUUAUUGCUGUCUCAUGCAUGGCUCCAUUGAACGAAGUGAAUUUUCCGUUUUUCAAAAAACACUUUGACACUCUGUUUAAAUAUUAUGUCAACUAUUAUACUCGCGUAUAUAAAUCUAUAACAAAAAACAUGUCACAAUAUCACAAUUUAUAUAUAUUAAAUAAUUUUAUGCGGCCUGUCUAAGUGCUAUUAAUAUUUGAACGAACACUGCGGAAACGAAAUCAAAUAUCGGUUAGAUUUAAAAUCAAAUAUGGCCGCGAUAUAUUUCGAUAUAUUUCGAUAAUCGAAAUUAGAGACAAGA